This is a messenger RNA of Ostertagia ostertagi, 324 nucleotides long. NCBI's taxonomy places the organism in Eukaryota, Metazoa, Nematoda, Chromadorea, Rhabditida, Trichostrongylidae. The record is from the annotation of a GenBank genome assembly.
AUGGAUGCACACAUCAGCAGAGCUACCGAAGAAUUGAUUGCAUGGUUGCGAACGCUGGAAAUCGAUGAUCGAUCAAUACGCCUGAUCGUUGCCGAGCAAUACACCAAACAGGAUUUGUUCGAGUUUGUCACCAGAGAAGAACUGCUAGCGUUGGGCGUGGCCGGUGGAGCCACGUGUCGUAUAUGGCGAGUGGUGAGCGAUGCACGCGAACGAGCUCGUCGUGCACCGGUAUUUUUGUCACCGAUGCGAAGUCGUGACGAUUCCCUGGACGACUAUCACUCUUCGAUCGCGGACGAGAUGUACACUGUGGCUGAAAUGACGUGA